Messenger RNA from Juglans microcarpa x Juglans regia, 1209 nucleotides. Its product is annotated as binding partner of ACD11 1-like. Gene Ontology annotation, molecular function: RNA binding. The record is from RefSeq and is a predicted model, not a curated record. NCBI's taxonomy places the organism in Eukaryota, Viridiplantae, Streptophyta, Magnoliopsida, Fagales, Juglandaceae. The transcript has 5 exons. The coding region runs from base 153 to 983 and encodes 276 amino acids.
CAACCAAAGGCCCACGUUCUUCUCUCCUCGCUCUAUCUGCCAAAAAACGAUCUCCUACCUCGAGUCGAGCCUCAUUUUCGCAUUUUCUUUCAGACUCUCAACAGUGUCAAAUAAAAUCCCUCUGCUUCUUACUUCUUGGAAUCAAUAUUAAGAUGUCGAUAAAAACUGUUAAAGUUAGCAAUGUGUCCUUAGGAGCUUCUGACCGAGACAUCAGGGAGUUCUUUUCUUUUUCUGGUGAUAUUGACUAUGUUGAAAUGCGCAGUGAUAAUGAGCGGUCUCAAAUUGCUUAUGUUACCUUCAAGGAUUCACAAGGAGCUGAGACUGCAGUUCUUCUUUCGGGAGCAACAAUAGUUGAUCUGUCUGUCACCAUAACUUUGGAUACAGAGUACAAGCUACCACCUGCUGCUUCUGCUACACCCCCUGAAACACAAAAUAAAACACCGGGCGGUGCUGAAUCUGCUUUUAGAAAGGCAGAGGAUGUAGUUAGCAGUAUGCUUGCUAAGGGUUUUAUCUUAGGAAAAGAUGCUGUCGGCAAAGCAAAGGGCUUUGAUGAGAAGCACCAGUUAACUUCAACGGCCACGGCCAAAGUCACUUCUCUUGACCAAAAGAUUGGGUUCAGUGAGAAAAUAAGUGUUGGAGCAUCUGUGGUUGGUGACAAAGUACGAGAAGUGGAUCAGAAAUUUCUGGUUUCAGAGAAAACCAAAACAGCAUUUGCAGCUGCAGAGCAGACGGUCAGUAGUGCUGGAUCUGCAAUAAUGAAGAACCGAUAUGUAUUGACCGGGGCUUCAUGGGUGACAGGGGCUUUUAGCAAGGUUGCAAAGGCAGCUGAAGAAGUUGGCCAGAAAACAAAAGAGAAAGUGGGAAUUGUUGAAGAGGAACAGAAAAGAAAAAUGGUUGAUGACUAUGCUCAGGUUCAUCUUUCUGAGACUCCAAGGGCUUCUGAAGCUUCUAAGCCAUCACCUGCUCAAGGUUUAAUCCUUUGACUUGCUAUUUACUGUAAAUACAAAUUGUUUGAACUCUGGAAUCUUUCUGGAUUACUUGCUGUGUUUUAUAGCGUGAAAGUGGCGACUGUAGGACAAAUUUCCCCAAAUGGUUGGUCGUGAUUGCAUUUGGUUUGACUUUUCUUUAUGAGAAGAAAAUGUCAAAUUAAAUGUUCACGAUGCUUCAACCUGGGAUUGUAAUUCAUAUCUUUCUUUGGGUUUUGUUCUU